AUGGAUGCCACCUCGAUCUAUCAGACGGUGAACACCAAGUAUUCCGAGUUCGCCUCUCGUUCGAACGAGGGUGAAGCUCAAGCAUCCACACGCACUCGCAUCGCCGCAUCCUUUGGCUAUUCGGCCGAUGAUCUGGCCUCUCUCCCCACGGGCACGAACCUUGGCCUCUCGUGCGGAAAUCCACUGGCGACAGCGAACCUUCAGCCUGCGGAGAGUAUGGUCGACCUCGGGUCUGGCGGUGGUCUUGACUGCCUGAUCGCGGCGAAGCAAAUGUUGAGAGGAACUCCCUCCCCGAGCGGAAAGGUAUACGGGAUCGACCGAAGCGAAGCGAUGAUCGCGUUGGCUAGGAAGAACGCCGCACAGGCCAACCUGCCGAACGGCUUGGUGGAAUUUAUCCAAGCACCGAUCUCGAACAUUCCCCUCCGAAGUUCGACGAUCGAUCUGGUGGUCAGCAACUGUGUCAUUAACCUAGUUCCCGACGAGGAUAAGCCCUCCGUUUUCAGGGAAAUCCACAGACUCUUAAAGGCUGGCGGCAGAGUCGCAAUCAGUGACCUUCUCGCCAAGAAGGCCAUGCCAGACCAUAUACGACAUGAUGCAGCACUGCUGGUGGGCUGCGUGGCGGGCGCCAGUCUGGUGGACGAAUAUCGACGGUGGAUGGUGGAAGCCGGGUUUCCAAAGGAGAGUAUUACCUUCAUCAACACCAAGAAGGACUUGAACGUCUACCAUGAUGUGGAUGGCAUUGCACCUCGUUGUAUGGAGGACACCGAGUCGAAGAGUUGUUGUGACGAAAGCGCAGAGAGCCCUGGUUGCAUUCAGAAGAACGGUGGUGAGCCCGGCAAGAAGUUGGACUUCAACGAAUGGGUGGCAUCAUAUCAAAUCUAUGCCAUCAAAUGA
This is a messenger RNA of Fonsecaea erecta, 894 nucleotides long. RefSeq lists its product as hypothetical. The record is from RefSeq and is a predicted model, not a curated record. Bases 1 to 894 code for a protein of 297 amino acids. Gene Ontology annotation, molecular function: methyltransferase activity. The transcript has a single exon. NCBI's taxonomy places the organism in Eukaryota, Fungi, Ascomycota, Eurotiomycetes, Chaetothyriales, Herpotrichiellaceae.